GGACACUUGGGGGGUUUCUUGAUCCAAUCUGUCCAUUUGCGCGGCGGAGCAAGCUGGCCGGAGUGUGUGGAUGACUCAGCCGCCUGGACCAUCCCGCCCAACUCGGGCAAAAGCAGACAGAAGCAUCUGCUAUGAUUCCCCCGUGCGAACUGUGCGACUACGUUGGGUUGAUUUGAUUGAAUUACUGGUCGCUUGUGGCAUCGCUACUCACUCUUCACGAUGACCACUCAAGGAGACCCGUUCUAUCUCCGCUACUACUCAGGUCACUCUGGGCGGUUUGGGCAUGAAUUCCUAGAAUUUGAUUUCCGUACCCUCGGCGAUGGACGGAGUGCCGCUGUGCGGUAUGCGAACAAUUCGAAUUACCGCAAUGACUCCCUGAUCCGCAAAGAAAUGUGUGUGAGCGCGGCAAUGAUCCAGGAAGUGAAGCGCAUCAUCAAGGAAAGCGAGAUCUUAAAGGAGGACGAUUCGAAAUGGCCCCAGAAGAACAAGGACGGACGUCAGGAACUGGAGAUCCGACUGGGGAAUGAGCACAUCUCGUUCGAAACCGCCAAAAUCGGCUCCUUGGUGGACGUGACCGAGUCCGCGGACCCGGAAGGUCUCCGGGUGUUCUACUAUCUUGUGCAAGACCUGAAGGCCUUGAUCUUUUCGCUUAUUUCGCUCCAUUUCAAGAUCAAACCUAUCUAAACCCAACACCCAAUGUGACCUGGAAAUGGCAUUGGACGGUUUUUAUCAUUUAUCGAGGGGAGAAUAAAGGGCGUUAUUGAUUCCAUAAUGAAAGUAUUGAGAAUGGACAUAUAUGUGUUCCAAAGGAAUUUCCAACUGUGAUGACGCAAUGCAAAUUGAAUAGCCAACUCAGCUAAGAGAAAAGAAGCCAAAUCAAAUAUAUAUGUAUUGA
Molecule: messenger RNA, 895 nt
Organism: Aspergillus candidus
Lineage: Eukaryota; Fungi; Ascomycota; Eurotiomycetes; Eurotiales; Aspergillaceae
Product: mago nashi family protein
Exons: 7
Coding region: 220-684 (154 amino acids)
Biological process (GO): RNA splicing
Cellular component (GO): exon-exon junction complex; nucleus
Molecular function (GO): ATP binding
Source: RefSeq, a predicted model, not a curated record